AAUAAGAGGCUGGGCGGCUGCCUGUAGGAGGACUCUCUAAUGGCAACACACACACAGGGGUUAAAUCAGAAACCAAGUUCAAAUCUCUGGAACAGCUUCAACAGAACCAGUGGAGGUACAUUCGGUGUCACAGGCACAUGUUUUGGAGAAACACCAGCAAUUGUACAUCCGAAGGCUCCAGGUACAGCAGUGGAUAUGUGCCGUACGUGCCGUCCAUUCAGAGCAGCAGACUGUGUUGCUGAAACGAGGGUUAUGUGAUGCCCGCAGAGCCGUCUGGUCUGACCCCUCAUCAGAGCUGAAAUGCCCUCAUUCCAUCACAUCUGUGAGAGUCAAGGCAGAAGAGACUAAAAUAGAGUUGGAGUCUCCAGAGGGACCAAUGCUUAGAGGAAUCCAGCCAGUAUAAACACGACCCACGAUCUCUCCAGUUCUCACAGCCAGAAUAUAUGAAUCGUGAAAAGUCAUACAGAAACAUCUCAUAAGCAAUGCUUUGUUCUUAGACCCCAAAUGCAAGGAGUUUUAUGAGAUAAACAGUGUAGUUUGGGAUUAAAGCAAUAACUGUGUACAUCGAGGAUUUUGAAAUUGUCCAUCCACCAUUUAUUUCAAUUGGCUUGUGUGAUAUUUUCUCAGGAUGGGAUUUGCUAUGACAUAAGAACAUUUAACAGGCCUAAACAGAACAUUCAGCAGGUGUUGGACCUGGAUCAAAUGGACAAUUCCUUGAUCUCUAGAUAGAAAUCCCAUGCUAAUUACUGGUUUAUUCGGAUCUACGGUGGCUUUACAUCUCGGAUCACAUUGGAUUUGAUCUCUAUAGGAACUCCGAAGGGAUUUUGAAGAACUGUCACUGAACCAUGAAGGAGGAAAUCCUACAGUUUUUCAAUGAUAUAUGGAACCUCACUUCAUCCAAGCAUGACCAGAGCGUCUACAACACGGUGUGCCUGGUAGUGCUUCUGACUCUACCGCUGGUUGUCAUCUUCACAUCUAUACUGGUGUGUUGUCAUUGUUGCUGUUGUCGUAAUGCCAAUGGAUGCCGGUGUUGUUGUUGUAAAGGGGAGACCUCAGUCACAAACCCGAAAACCGAAAAGAAGAAAAAGAAAAACAGCAGCCAGAAUAAUGAAGACUUGUGGAUCUCUGUCAAAACAGAUCCUAUGAUUAAUGAAAGACUUGCACUGACUAUGGUGUGAACAAUUUUAUGUUUAUUUAUCUUCAUGGUACAUGUAAAGGUACAAAAUUGUUACAGCAGUGUUUACUAAAAUGUGCCUGAAUGUAAAAAAAUCAAAAGAGAAUUUAAAAAGAAUUUUUGUAUAAAAGUAAAGUUUAAGAGUGAAUGAAUAGGUAAGAAGAUGCUGUAUGGUGCGUUUGAUCCUCAAAGGCUUGCCAAUAACCAGCGUUAGGAGAAAAGAAAUGCAUAUCUUUAAAUGGCAAAAUGCAUUCUGUCUAAAUGGCCACCAAGGCCACAUUUACACUGCAGGUCUUGAUGCCCAAUAUACACUUUGUUGACUAUUUCCAAUUUUUUGAUGACCCGUAUCUGAUGUCUGUAUUUGCACUAUACAUUUGGCAAAACAGCCCAAGGUGGACGUACUGACUUGGAAAAACUUAGGUGGAAAAGGGAAUAAAGAUGGCAUGAUUUGCAAUGGAGGCAGAUGAAAUGAUAAUACAAGCUUUUGAAAACUGUAAGACUUUCCAUUUUUGCAAAAAUUGAAAAGUGUUAUUAAAUCACAACUGGCGUCCACCUGAGCUGUCAUUCACCACCUUUGCUUUUUAAAUUGCAUACGACUCACAUUGACAGGAAUCUGUUCACUUACAUGGCAGACACAAAUGAACAUAUCCGAUUUAUAACAGAUUGAUUUCCACAAAUGAAUGAGGCCUGAAACUGAUCUGAGAAUAUCAGAAACUGUGUGCUUUUUUCACGUUUACAAAAAACAGAAUUCGGUCACUUGAACUAUGUAGUCGUGCAAUGCAGCCUAACAAACAGUGUAGCAGCAGUGUUAGUAGUAGUCCGCUUAUCUGAAUGUGUGCAACAACUGUCUUUAUGAGUGUAUCUUUGAUGUAUUCAUUCAACUGAUUUGUUCAAAUACAAAGAUUUAUUCAGGAGCGAAACUAGUUAGCAUUUAUAUGAGUGAGUCAUUGAAUCAUUUACAUAACCAAUUCAUUCUAAAUUUAUUCUGGAAUAAAACAUACCACUGUUAAGAGAGACACCAGUUGAUUCUGUUUGGGCUAUGUCUAAAAUUUAAGUUACUCAAUAUAAAAUUCUCAUUUAUUUAACUGCUGUAUAAAAUAAAUAUCACACACAACCAUUUUGUUGGUUCUGAAUAUUAGCACCAUUGUGAUUACCUGCAAUAUUCAGAACAGCAUCGCUUGUGUGAUAUCGCUUGUUUAACAUUUCUAAAAGGAUCAAAUGUCAGAAAUAUGUCAGAUUUCCAAAGAGCUUACCACAAUUUCAAAUGCUUCUAAAAGCUGCACUUAGACCAAAUUUUGAAUAAAAUCAUUUUCCAAAGAUGCUGUUAUAUACAGAUGUCAAAAACUUCUAGUGACGCACUUAGUGGGUCGCAACCACUUGUCCUUCACCUGAAGCAUGCGAUGCAUUUAAAAUGAGUUGCUUUAUAUGGCUUCAGAAACUGACAGUUAACUCACAAAACAAUUUCUCUAUAAAUAUAACCUGCCUUUCUUUCUGUGAUGAUUCACCUGAGAAAACCAUUAUUUAAAUGUGUGUGGGGGGGGGGGGGGGGUCUGUGUUGGAUCUGUGACGCAUAUGGAUGGAUUUACUAGAGACAGUUCAACAACACCAUGAAACUGGUCUCAUAAUUUCCUCCUAAACACCUUUAUUCACAAUGCAGUUAAAAAAAUUAUUAUGCUGAGCUCAAAACUCAAGACUGCUAGAGACACCAUUAUCAUCACAGUUGUGUGUUAUUGAGCUUGCUGAUAAACAAACUUUCAUCUUCUUGCACUUUUCAGAUGCUGGGAUGUUUGCAGUGCCAUAAUUAGAUGUUUAUUUGGUAUUUCAACACAUUCUGAUUAGGCAUGUCAGAAAGUCAUGCAUUAACAUUCAUCAUGCUCUUUUUUCACUUAACUGCUGUUUCACUAGCAUGCAUUUUGGGUAAAGCAACCACUGAAUUAUUCAUUACGUAAUCAGUAAGGUUGGAUCAUACUUGUCCUUCGUUGAUUUUGGUUUCUGGUACAGCUGGAUCAAAGAGAACAUUUCAUUUGUUUGAACAACGAAGCUGUCAAGUUCUGUUUCCUGCACUCUCAUUCAACAUAUGUGAUAGCAAAGCUUUGAUCAGCCCAGUUCUGCAUGAAAAUGAGUGUCAGUUUGUAUGAAUAUGCUGAAGCAGCAUUUUCUUACUCAGUUGCCAUGCUGGUUGAUGCAUGCAGAUUUUUUUCAGCCUUGUCUUUUUUUUUUUUUUGAAUUGCAAGAUUAAAUAAAAUUAUUUUUUAUAUUUA
Molecule: messenger RNA, 3435 nt
Organism: Cyprinus carpio (common carp)
Lineage: Eukaryota; Metazoa; Chordata; Actinopteri; Cypriniformes; Cyprinidae
Exons: 3
Coding region: 846-1178 (110 amino acids)
Source: RefSeq, a predicted model, not a curated record